AUGUUCAAUCAUUUAUCGAAAGAUGAACAGAAAUUCAAACCUAUUGUGGCGCAUCUGAGAAGGAUGUUGAUUUCCUAUAUCCUAGAAGUUUGGGAAAUGGAUGUAGAGUUAGCGGUUGUACUACGAAAUAAACCCUUUGUACUACCAAAAGAAGCUCUGAAGGAUAUAUCCAAGAUGAAACUCGGAAGAAUCCACAGGGACAAUUGGAGUGUGGCUUUUCAGCAAAGUGAUAGAGAUGGAAUGAAUGUUCACAAGUGCUUAUCUUCUUUACGUGACAAGCAUCUCUAUUCCACUUCAUGUCUGAACUAUAUCAUGAGUAUUACUAAACAAUGCAAGUUAACGAUGUUUCUGACAAGAAAUGCUUUGCGGACAUGA
Lactuca saligna is the source of this 375-nucleotide messenger RNA. Lineage: Eukaryota; Viridiplantae; Streptophyta; Magnoliopsida; Asterales; Asteraceae. The record is from the annotation of a GenBank genome assembly.